Molecule: messenger RNA, 1558 nt
Organism: Misgurnus anguillicaudatus (oriental weatherfish)
Lineage: Eukaryota; Metazoa; Chordata; Actinopteri; Cypriniformes; Cobitidae
Gene: plpp5
Product: phospholipid phosphatase 5
Biological process (GO): phospholipid dephosphorylation; phospholipid metabolic process
Cellular component (GO): membrane
Molecular function (GO): phosphatidate phosphatase activity
Source: RefSeq, a predicted model, not a curated record
CCAUAUCACAGAUGUCGCGCACCUGGUGACGGCCGAUAUCGCACCGAUAACCGAACCAUCAAUCAAUAUCUUUCCCGUGACUCACAAUUGCUGUGGUUAUUUCACUUCGAUACUAUCGAUACUACUUCCGUCCUGCAGGAAACGAGUUUCAUUUUCAGUCCGCUUUUGAAUUAACUCGUGGCUUCUUUCUUGUGAUGCUGGGUUUAUAACUAACGUUAACCAGCUGAAAGUGAUCAUUACUCAUCUUUUCGUAUCAUGCUGGUGGCAGGGCAGGCUGUUGGUGUUACUAAAGUGAUGGUUUUGGGUGGAGCUGUUGUCAAUGACAAACCUGCACCAAAGAUGAGGAAGAAUUUUGAUAUUGGCUUCAUUUGUGAAGUUAUCAUACGGCUGCUUCUUCUAGCUGUGUUUAUCCUAACGGAGAACCUGCCUCCAUUCAGCCGAGAGAUCCAACCUGAAGAACUCUGGCUAUAUAAGUUCCACCCUGUCAAAAAGGACCGCGUUCCCACCCGCCUCAUGUUUACUAUCGCCCUUUGCACACCGUUAGCUGUUAUUUUCUUCUUUGCCUUCUUGAAACAAGGUGGAAAGGGUGAUGUUAAAGAAGCAUCUUUGGCUGCAACUUUGACCCUGGUGUUGAAUGGAGUUUUCACUAAUGCAAUCAAGUUAGCCGUGGGCAGGCCACGACCUGAUUUCCUCUACCGCUGUUUUCCGGAUGGCCAAAUGAACACGGAGCUUCACUGUACCGGUGACCCGGAUGUAAUAAUGGAGGGCAGAAAAAGUUUUCCUAGUGGACACUCAUCCUUUGCUUUUGCUGGUCUGGGCUUCACUGCCUUGUAUGUAGCUGGAAAGCUGCAUUGUUUUAGCCCUUUAGGCCGGGGCAGAGCCUGGAGGUUGUGUGCCUUCCUCACCCCCCUACUAUGCGCCAUUAUGAUCGCCCUCUCCAGGACAUGUGACUACAAACAUCACUGGCAAGAUGUGUUGGUGGGGUCUCUUCUAGGUUUAGUCUUUUCUUACUUAUGUUACCGACAACAUUAUCCAGCUCUGAAUGACUCCGACUGCCACAGACCCCUUCGACUGAGAGAGCCAGUGACCCCUGCACAGGAACGCAAGCAGACCAACCAAGGCUAUCUUUUACCUCUUUAGGGACUUUUUCUGCUGGGUCUCACCCAGACCAACAACUUAAUACUGUGUAAAUGUUUACCUUUCCAUCAGACUUGAGAUGCAUAUGCUUCCUAAAGCCAGAUGCUGCCAUUAUGUCUAUUUUUGUGUAUGUGUGCCACCUGUCAACCAAUGGGGACUUGGUUUGGACUUUCUAUACAGUUGCGGGUAUUAAAUGUUUUGUGUAUUAUAGAUGUCUUUUUUGAAAAUGUCUUGAAUAAUUUGUAUGGGAUCAAGCUUUUCGAAGUUAAUAUGUGAAAUAUCUUGGCAAAAGACCUCAGUGUAUGUUACAACAGCUUCUAGGUCUAUUUUAUAAUACAUAUUUAUAGACUCUUCAGUUAAGACACGGAAAGGAAAACUUCUUCGAGUAUCUUUGUCAAUAAAGUUUGUGAUGAUUUAUAAA